UGGAUCUAAACCCAUCUUUCUAACCCACCAACUAUUCUGAAUCUAGCCUACCAGCUUCACUAGCGGUUUAGACAAAAAAAUCCCAAAUCCCCAAACCCAUGCAGAAGCCAAACCGCGGAGAUAAUAAUCCCAACUCCACCUAGGGCAAGCAACCCAUUCACUUACUCACGCCACCAAGCCACGCCACUCACCUACCUACCUAGUACCAUACAACUUACUAAGCGCAUCCAGCCAUGGAGGACAAGCUCGCAUCACCCGCGGGCUUCGGGUUCCUCAAUUACAGCCUGAACGCCGAGCCGUCCGUGUCCUUAGCACCUUCCGAUCCCGGCAUCUCCGUCAAGAAAGACGCAUUCUGGAGCUACUGCGGGCCGCUCCUCCUCGCCGAUCCGGACUCCCUCCCGCCGAGCCUCCAUGAAUGGGCCGACGCCGCCCUCUCCAGCCCCAGCCCCAGCUCCAUCCUCCCCCUUUUCCUCCCCUUCCUCACCUUCAUCAACGCCCUCCUCGCCAGCCACGGCCUGCACAACUACUGGCUGACGAUCCGCGCCACCAAGGCCAGCGGCGAGUUCGACCAGCCGCGGUGGCACACGGACGACCUGUUCUUCAGCGACUCGUCAUCCUCCCCAUCAUUUUCCUCCGGCAGCGAGGAUGGUUAUGAGAGGGGGGUGGGGGAAGGGGGAGGGCGGCUAGAAAGGGAACUGGAUCUGCAAACGGACUGGAAGCUCUGCGCGACGCUCCUCGGCCCCCCCACCCUCUUCAUCCCCGCCCCCCACCAACCCGCCGCGCGCACCGCCUCGCUCGCCGCGAAGCGCGAGCUCGCCACCCCCCACACGUGCACCGCGAUCCGGUGUCCCGGGUGCGGGGCCACGGCGGCCGCCGUGCGGGGGCGGCUGGCGGCCGAGCUCGCGCCGCUGGGGUCCGCGCAGCCGCGCGAGGGGGAGUGCGCUGUGUUUCGGAUUGGCGAGGGGGAGGGGGCCGUGCACUCGGAGCCGCGGAUGGGAGGCGGGGAUCGGAUCUUCGUUAAUGUGGUGCCUGGGAGACGGGGGGAGCUGGAGGGGCUGCUGGCGAGGUGGGGGAUGGGGUUCCCGAGGUCGUGGUGGGUGGCGCCGGGGGUGCUGAGGCGGCAUGAGUUGAUGUGAUGUUUGGCCUACCUAUCUAAGUGGGUACCUAGAUACUUGGGUCACUUGAGCAUCUGCAGAGAAAGGGGAGGCUGGGAGGGAAUCGAGAGGUUGUAGUUGAGAUACCGAUCUGCUAACAAACGAGUGGCUACUAUCUACCUAAUCUAUGAGUACCUAGGCGGCCUACUAGGUAACCAGCUAGCUUCAUCCUCACUUAUCUUAUCCUUAGACACCUAGGUAGGUAGUUCCCAUUUCUUCCUGCUCAGAUUCACAAGUUCCCGGUUCUUUAGCAUGUUCAAGUGUCCCGGCAGGUAAAUGUCUACAUGCUUUUGGAAGACCAGAUCUUAGUGCCGCUGUAUAGAACGAAAUCCCCCUCGUUGCGCACGACGCAGACCACGGUAUUAUCACCG
Hypoxylon fragiforme is the source of this 1525-nucleotide messenger RNA. RefSeq lists its product as uncharacterized. The transcript has a single exon. The coding region runs from base 234 to 1136 and encodes 300 amino acids. Lineage: Eukaryota; Fungi; Ascomycota; Sordariomycetes; Xylariales; Hypoxylaceae. The record is from RefSeq and is a predicted model, not a curated record.